Molecule: messenger RNA, 3609 nt
Organism: Mesoplodon densirostris (Blainville's beaked whale)
Lineage: Eukaryota; Metazoa; Chordata; Mammalia; Artiodactyla; Ziphiidae
Gene: KLHL8
Product: kelch like family member 8
Exons: 13
Coding region: 689-2548 (619 amino acids)
Molecular function (GO): protein binding
Source: RefSeq, a predicted model, not a curated record
GGACGCCAGGCACCAGCUGGGCUCGGCGAGGCCGCGCAAAAGGGCGCGUGUCCGUCGGGUUCUCGCGCGGGGCUGGUAAGGCGCCGCUCGGGGCUGCGGGAACCUGAUAUCGCGGCUGCAUCCUUGGCGAGGCCGGGAGGAACCGAGCGGAGGGACAAGCCGAGGACUGAGGUUGAUACUUGCUCGACUCUUGGUGUUCUUCAUUUUCGUUCUAUGAGGAAAUCCUUUUCCUCCACCUCCCUCGAGUGUUGAUCCUGCCAGAGGGUAGACUUGGUGAACAAGAUUUUGCAAGCCUCUGCAAGUCCACCAGCCACUGAACGCCACACUUCCUCGCAAGCUCUAUGUAAGAUUAGCGAUGUGCUCUACUCAGAGGGACUAUGCCUGACCAGCAUGGCUCUCGCUGAAGCAUGUGGGAUCUUAACUUCCCAACCAAGGAUCAAACCUGCACCACCUGCAUUGGAAGGCAAAGUCUUAACCACUGGACCGCCAGGGAAGUCCCUCGGCUAAGUUCUAUAGAGUGAGUGUCUUAGGCCUCAGCUAACUGGACAAUGGCAGUUGAGUAGGUUUUGAAAAAUGUAUGAAGUUUAGUGGACUGCAUCUGCCUUCUCCCCAUCUACCUUUUCCCCAUCCUUUACAAAAGAAUAAAUGGGAUGUUUGAGAAGAGAGCUGUAUUAAAAGAGUGUUACAAAUGGCUUCAGAAUCUAUGAAUGCAAAACAAGCUAGGAAUCGCUCCACAAAAGGGAAAAGGCAACAGCACCAGCAAAUAAAGAACAGAUCUUCACUUGGUGAUGGUGAUGGAGAAGACUCCUUUAUCUUUGAAGCAAAUGAAGCUUGGAAAGAUUUUCAUGGUUCUCUUCUUCAGUUUUAUGAAAAUGGAGAACUCUGUGAUAUCACAUUGAAGGUUGGCUCAAAGCUAAUCUCUUGUCACAAACUGGUAUUGGCUUGUGUUAUUCCCUACUUCAGAGCUAUGUUUCUCUCUGAAAUGGCUGAAGCCAAGCAAACACUGAUUGAGAUCAGAGAUUUUGAUGGUGAUGCAAUAGAAGACUUGGUAAAGUUUGUCUAUUCUUCACGACUCACUUUGACUGUUGACAACGUCCAGCCUCUAUUAUAUGCAGCUUGUAUUCUACAGGUUGAACUGGUGGCUAGAGCUUGUUGUGAAUACAUGAAGUUACAUUUUCAUCCCUCCAAUUGUCUGGCAGUAAGAGCCUUUGCAGAAAGUCACAAUCGAAUAGACUUAAUGGACAUGGCGGAUCAGUAUGCCUGUGAGCAUUUUCCUGAAGUGGUGGAGUGUGAAGACUUUGAAAGUGUGUCACCCCAGCAUCUCCAUAAGCUUUUGUCCUCCAGUGAUCUAAAUAUUGAGAAUGAAAAGCAGGUCUAUAGUGCAGCCAUCAAGUGGCUUCUUGCCAAUCCUCAGCAUCAUUCCAAAUGGUUGGAUGAAACACUUGCACAGGUUCGUUUGCCGCUGUUGCCGGUUGAUUUUCUUAUGGGUGUUGUGGCAAAAGAACAGAUUGUCAAACAAAAUCUAAAAUGUAGAGAUUUAUUGGAUGAAGCAAGAAAUUACCACCUUCACUUGAGUAGCAGAGCAGUACCUGACUUUGAAUACUCCAUUCGGACUACCCCAAGGAAACAUACUGCUGGUGUGCUAUUUUGUGUAGGUGGUCGAGGUGGAUCGGGUGACCCCUUUCGCAGUAUCGAAUGCUAUUCUAUCAACAAAAACAGUUGGUUCUUUGGACCAGAAAUGAACAGUCGAAGGCGACACGUGGGUGUAAUCUCAGUGGAAGGUAAAGUGUAUGCAGUGGGUGGACAUGAUGGAAAUGAACAUUUAGGUAGUAUGGAGAUGUUUGAUCCUCUCACUAAUAAAUGGAUGAUGAAGGCAUCAAUGAACACAAAGAGGCGAGGAAUUGCCUUGGCCUCCUUGGGAGGCCCAAUUUAUGCAAUUGGAGGGUUAGAUGACAACACUUGCUUCAACGAUGUUGAGAGAUACGACGUAGAAUCUGAUCAGUGGAGUACAGUGGCACCAAUGAAUACUCCCCGUGGAGGAGUUGGCUCUGUGGCUCUUGUGAACCAUGUUUAUGCAGUAGGUGGCAAUGAUGGAGUAGCUUCUCUAUCUAGUGUGGAGAGGUAUGAUCCACAUCUCGAUAAAUGGAUAGAAGUUAAAGAAAUGGGUCAGCGAAGAGCAGGCAAUGGAGUUAGUGAGCUCCAUGGUUGCUUAUAUGUUGUUGGUGGUUUUGAUGAUAAUUCUCCUCUGAGUUCAGUUGAGCGGUAUGAUCCUCGAAACAACAAGUGGGAUUAUGUAGCAGCCCUUACCACUCCCAGAGGUGGAGUGGGGAUCGCAACAGUGAUGGGCAAAAUCUUUGCAGUUGGUGGUCAUAAUGGCAAUGCAUACUUAAAUACAGUAGAAGCAUUUGAUCCAGUGCUGAAUAGGUGGGAACUUGUUGGAUCUGUGUCUCACUGCAGAGCUGGAGCAGGUGUAGCUGUGUGUGCCUGUUUAACUAGCCAAAUUCGAGAUGUAGGUCAUGGAUCCAGUAAUGUGGUUGACUGUAUGUGACUUGAGUUCCAGCCACCAACAAUUUAAUAACAUCUCAUAGGCAAGAAAGACUACCAGGAUUUUGUAAUGGCCACCUUUGAACAGCUUUAACUACUACUAGAGUCUCAUUUAAAUGUAAACUGUUGAUUGUGACUAAGUGCAACUUUUGAAAUGGUAGCUGAAACUACUGGUAAUAAAGUUGAUACUUCCCACUUUAACAAAUAAUGAAGUAGGGAAGGAAGACACUCUAACCUGAAACCAUAUCUCCUCCAAAAAAAAUGUGUUUAAAGGAGUGCCAAAACCUUGAAAUUCCUUUUUUUUUAAAGGGUGGAUGAAUCAAAAUGUAAAAUGAAGUCAUAAAAUGAAGGCAGUGGAUUUUUCCUAGAGGGGAGAUUGGAACCUAUUCAUCAACACAAGGAUAUCAGGACACAUAACAGACCUGCUUCAUUUGAAGAUCUUUUCUACUUGGUGCUGAUGAAUUUAUGCCUUGCUUUUUUCUAGGUGUUGAGUUUUCAAUUCCUUGGAUAUUUACAGAAAUAGGAAAAAUGUUUCAUCUUUCUGAGUGCCCUUUGGUUGUGUUUUCAGAAGCUUAUAGGAAUGCUGUAGGAAGCCCUUAAUUUCAGUUUGAAAUGUUAGGACACCAAAAGAUCUAACUGAACUAAUUCCUUCUGAACGAACCUGCAGUUUUAUUUUUUCAUUGCAUGCCGAAAGGAUUUUUUUCAUAAUCAAAAAUUGGACCAGAGGGGAUAUUAGAGGAGAAGGCUUUAAAGUCGACAUUAUUCUAGUGCCCAUUCGAGAGCCUUGAGAGGGAAUGGUGUCCAUUAUACAACUCCCUAAUGAGGAGACUGCAAAAAUAUGUUUAACACUCUUCUUUGAUUUAGUCAUUUCAUUUUGAACCCAAGAUUUAUUAUCUUUCUAUUUUGCUGUUUGCCACCAUCGUAGUUUUUCUAAACUGUACAGUCUGGAUUUAUUUAUUUUCAGAAAAUGAAUGCAUUUUUACAAAAACCCUUUAUAGACUGUAGUUGAACUGUUGAUUACUUCAAGUCCAUCAUUACCAAUAAAAGAUAUUGUAAAAACAGAAA